CAAACAUAGCGCACUUUACAAAAACUGAUAUAUUGGGAUGUAUCAAUUUCAAGAAUAGUUACGGAAUUAGCCGCAAAGUUAUUCAAAUGAAGCUGUCUGGAUCUAAUAUUGCUUCAGCUACUGAUAUUCGUCACUCUUCACGUGUUAAUUAUAGUCCGGGUACAGGUGAAUACAUUGGUUUAACAAAGCAAUGGGUUAACCAUGUUCCUCUUCAUAAGUCACGAAAUAUAAAUUCUGGAACUGGCCUCAUUCAGAUCUACGACGAGGUGCCUCAAAAAGGAGAGCCGAAUUAUGGCAAUUGUCUUCCGAGUAAAGUAGUCCCAAGCAAAAAUAUUGUACAUACAAAUACCACUCAGAAUGUUCAUGGAAAAUUCAAAAGUACUUCUCAUGAACAAAUUAAUUCACAAUUACCAAUAAAAACAAAACAUUCACAUAUAAAAAAUCAUCGAAAUAUUAAAAAUAAUGAAAAUAAUUAUCAAUGGGUUAUUAAUCCAAUUCAUAAGAAAUCACAACAUGAACUAGAUCAAAUUCCAAUAAUCAAUAAUAAUAAUAAUAUCAGUUAUCAUGAUUAUUCUUUAAAUCGAUUAAAUAUUGAAAAGCAUAAAUCUCGAUCAAAAUCAAAAAUUUUAGAGAAAAGUGAAACAUUAGACAUGGAAACUAGUAAGGAUAUAUUUGCUAGAUCAGUUUCUGCGCAUCCAAUUCUAAUGAAUACACCACAAUUACCACCAAAAAUUUAUAAAAGUGUAAGAACAAAGUAUUACCAGCCGGAUGCUUAUCAAACGAUUACUAAUCAAUCAAAAUUAUCACUUGUCAAUUCAAGGGAACACACUUCACCUUUGUACAGUUCAAAUAAUCCUAUAAUUUCAAACAAAAUAUCUUCACAAAUGGAAGUCAAUCAGAUUGAUCACAGUUCGUCUAUCAGUAAUUCUCAUUCAUACGGUAAAGAUAUAAAUUUAAUCAAUGAUACAAAUCGUAAUAAUUCCGAUCAAACUAUUUCACAUUAUUGCGCUCGUCGUAGACAUUGUCGCGUAAGAAAACACAAGGCAUUGGAUGGUAAUGAUAAACGAAAUUUCGACGUAAAGUCAAUGAAAAGUUCUACAUCCGAUAAAACACAUAGUAAUAAACUACGUAACGAUACAACUUCUAAUACAUCAUCCGGCUUUAGCAGUCAUAAUCUUAAUUCUAUUGGAGUUAAUUCAACUGAUAACUUAAACUCAGUUUAUGAUAUUUCUAUAAAUCAAACAAUUAAUUCACAUGAAAAUAUUAAUUUUGAGGACAAACAAUCAGGAUAUUAUAAUACUCCUAGAAAUUUAAAUGAAACGAAAAAGUUAAAAAUAAACAGUCAGAAAUUUCCUACUCUAUCAAAUCAAAUGGAUAGUAUACCACAAAAUAUCAAUAUGUCAGGAACAUCAUCUAAAAUUAAAUAUCCAAUUUCAAAUGUAACUAUAAAAAAGUCACCUACUGAUAUUCAAUUAUCUAAUCCAUACACCAGAGAGAGAUUAAAUGAACAUCAAUCCAGAUCACAAUAUCCUAUUCAAAUAUAUUUUGAAAAUAACAAUACUACAAAUAAUAAUAGUGUUAUUCAUCAUAUUAAACAUGACAGAAAUGAGAAUGUAGAUAAUUUAUUGAAUAAUGAUUAUGGAUGUGUGGAUAUAUUACCUGGUACAAAUAGAAAAGCUUUACGACGAUCAAAUAGCUCCAGUAAUGCUUUAACUUUUCAUCCGCAACAGUUAACUGUCAACAGAGUUAACAAUGAACAUGAUGAUUAUUGUUUUACAGGUACACUACUAACAAAACAUUCACAAAUUCCACCAUUAGCAUUUAAGCAGGGAACUAAUAAUAAUGAGAUUAUCACAAAAAUCAAUCAUAAUAACAUUGUCAUUAAUAACGAUCAUAAUUUUAGUAAUGAUGGUGGAGUUGAUACAAAAGCAUUUUAUUCAAAAUUAGAUAUUCAUCGAUUGAGAAAUAAUGCUCUGUCACCAACCAAACAAUAUCCAUUGAAUCGAUCAAAUUUUCUUGUACAUCCAACCGUAAAUCAACAGUUUAUUGAGCCAUUUCAAUCGAACAAAAUGAUUAAUACUGUAAUUAAUGAAAAUACAUUCUGUUUAUUAAACGCUGAAGAGUUUCGUAAUGAACUUGCAAAAAUUGUAACACCAGGUGAUCCAAGAGCUGAUUUACAUGAAAUAUGUCGAAUCGGUAAAGGCAGUACUGGUGUUGUUUAUUUAAUGCGUCAUUCACCUACUAAACAAUAUGUUGCUGUCAAAAAAAUGAAUAUAUUUAAACAACAAAGGCGUGAAUUACUUUUUAAUGAAGUAAUUAUUAUGCAGAGUUACCCGCAUCCAAAUAUUGUUGAAAUGUUUGGGUCCUAUUUAAUUGGUAAUGAAUUAUGGGUAGCCAUGGAAUAUUUAGAAGGUGGUGCACUAACCAAUAUUGUUACACGGACAUUAAUGUCUGAGAAACAAAUAGCCACCAUCUGUCGUGACGUACUUCGAGCGUUGGCGUUUCUGCAUGACCAUGGUAUCAUACAUAGAGAUAUCAAAUCCGAUUCUAUUUUAUUGUCAAUCAAUGGACGUGUAAAGCUUUCAGACUUUGGAUUUUGUGCAAGAGUCUCUCCUGAUCAUCCUCGAAGGCGUAGUCUUGUAGGAACGCCGUAUUGGAUGUCCCCUGAGGUGAUCAGUCGCUUACCUUAUAGCACAUCUGUUGAUGUAUGGUCAAUGGGUGUCUUAUUAAUUGAAAUGGUUGACGGCGAACCAACAUUUUUUAACGAACCACCAUUACGAGCGAUGAGAAAUAUUCAAAGAGAUGCUAUUCCCCAUUUAAUGUAUCCUCACAAAUCAUCUAGGAAACUCAAUUCAUUUCUCGGACUAAUGUUAGUUCGUGAUCCUUUCAGAAGAGCAACAGCUGCUCAACUUUUACUACAUCCAUUUCUAUUAUUAGCCGGUUCCAGUGAUUGUCUUCUACCAUUAUUAUAUCAGUCGAAUAUUGUCUCAUGAGAUUAGACAUAAUGUAUAUGAAUCCAGUUGGAAACAUUUGGAUACAACGCAAUAAUUAAAUCAAUAUAGCUCAUUCUCAAUCAAAUGAUGACUUUACAUGAAUCAAUAACAAGGAAUAAAAUCCCAACUUUCUUUUCCUCUUCUUUUUGAUCAUUGUGAAAUUAACACACACUAUACUCAUUCUACAAUGAUGAGCAUACACAGAAUAAAUAAAAUUUAAAUUGAAAUUUAUUCACUUUUGUAAACCAAUUUCUAUAUUCUUUCAAUUAUGAGUUCACAUAUUGUCACUUUCACAAGUUCUCCUAAAUAAAAUAAUAAAUAUCAAUGUCAAAUUAUAAAGAAUCUGUGUCUGUCUUAUUUCUAUCUUUUUAAAUGUAAAUGACACAGUUAUCUCAGAUGAACAAAAGAUUCUGUACAAAAUAUACACACUGUAAUAGACCACAUUGUAUUAACAAAAAGACUUGGCAUUUUUAUGUGAUAUUAACAAUUAACUACUGUCUAACAAUAAUUUACUUUCUCUUUUUAAAAAAAACAUAAUAAUAAAAGAAGAAUACAAAACGUGUUACAAUGGUAACCAGUCUUUCAUGAUAUUUAAUGGUUUAGUUAUUUUGUUUCUUUUAUAUAGAGUUUAUCAUUUCUUACACACAUAUACAUACACACACACAUCUAUUAUGUUUAUCUCUCCGUUCACCUAAUACAUAAUUGCAACAUAGAAAGAAUUUUGAAUUUAUUUUGAAAAGAAUGUUUUUUUUCUGUUUCUUCAUUGUUUCUAUGUGUGUCGAUUAGUUGUGGAAAUUCGGCCGAUGAAAUAACUUUAUCACAAUCGUUUCUUCUUUUGUUCGUUUUAGUUUACGGUUAAGUGUUCGUAUGAUUUUUCAAACCAUCUAAAAGAAAGAAAGAAUGAUUUGCUACAUUUUUUUGUAUAAAAUUUAUAUCACCAUCAUAAAUACAUACACAAUAUUUUUUUUGUUAUUGUACAUAGUUACCAUGUAUAAUUGAAUAUAUUCAGAUUGUUGUCUAAAAUCAUUUUACUCUUUUAUGUGUUGUUUUGUUUAUCUCUUUUUUUCUUUCUUAAAUUUUCUUUUUUUUCUCUAAAAUGCUUCCUUAUUAAUUAGGGCACUUUGAAUAUGUAAGUUAUGAUGUGAUAAAAAGAAAAUGAAAAGUCUAUUUAAUUUACUUUAUAAAAAAGAAAUCAGAUUUUCUUAUUUUUCAAUACCAUAAAAGUAGGCUUAUCAUAAAGUUUACUGAAGUGUUAACUGUCAUCUCUUAAAAUCUAAAUAGAGAAGUUUAAUGGUGUUGAAAAUAUACUUGUCCACUCAGCAUUCUUAUUAAAUUUAUAUUUUGAUUUGAUUGAUAAGAUUUACGAAAAGUUAUUUAUUUUCGAAUAUUUUCUACAAUUUUUCAAAAUUGUACAGUCAACUAGUGUCCUCCAGUUAACUAUUAACUUCAUAUACUUUGGCUUGAAAUAGAACUUUAUUGUAUUACCAGAUUCUUGUUUAUUCAUGAAUUUCAUUAUGAAAAACGUUUGAAGGUUAUUUAGAAAGCCGAAUACAUUAAUUAUUUACUCGUUGACACAGAGCUUCGUGAACGACGAUAAAAAAUGUGUAUGUAUGGGACGCCCAGCAUAAAAUUAAACAGAUUUGACGAUAUG
This is a messenger RNA of Schistosoma intercalatum, 4644 nucleotides long. Lineage: Eukaryota; Metazoa; Platyhelminthes; Trematoda; Strigeidida; Schistosomatidae. The record is from the annotation of a GenBank genome assembly.